Messenger RNA from Ictidomys tridecemlineatus (thirteen-lined ground squirrel), 319 nucleotides. RefSeq names its product acylphosphatase-1. Gene Ontology annotation, molecular function: acylphosphatase activity. NCBI's taxonomy places the organism in Eukaryota, Metazoa, Chordata, Mammalia, Rodentia, Sciuridae. The record is from RefSeq and is a predicted model, not a curated record.
GGAGGCAGGUUUGAGCAUGGCAGAAGGGGACACCUUGGUAUCAGUGGAUUACACAAUUUUGGGGAAGGUGCAAGGGGUGUUUUUCCACAAGUACACUCAGAGUGAGGGUAACUCAGAGUUAGGAUUGGUAGGCUGGGUCCAGAACACUGACCAGGGCACAGUACAAGGAAAAUUGCAAGGUCCCAUCUCCAAGGUGCGUUACAUGCAGGAAUGGCUUGAGACAAAAGGAAGUCCCAAAUCACAAAUUGACAGAGCAAAUUUCAGCAAUGAGAAAGUCAUCUUGAAGCUGGAUUACUCAGAGUUCCAAAUUGUGAAAUAA